Messenger RNA from Letharia lupina, 1491 nucleotides. RefSeq lists its product as uncharacterized. NCBI's taxonomy places the organism in Eukaryota, Fungi, Ascomycota, Lecanoromycetes, Lecanorales, Parmeliaceae. Bases 1 to 1491 code for a protein of 496 amino acids. The transcript has 3 exons. The record is from RefSeq and is a predicted model, not a curated record.
AUGCAAAAUCUUCCGCUUCGGCCAGGACCCGCCACCACGUCUCCGCCCCCAGACAUCGAAAUCUGGAAAGCCGUCCCCUCAGACGUGACCCCCAUGGCCGACCUCUUCCUGGACAAGUACGGCGGAGACAAAGCCACCCGGCUCAUGUACACCAAAAGCGAAGUCUGGCCCACCAUCCUCGACACCAUCGAGAGCUACAUCGACUUCGAGAGGGAAGUCCAGUUGAUGAUCGCCAUGGACAUCGACACGCGCAUCCCCGUCGGGUUGAUCUCCGUGGGCGUCGUCCCCGACGGCGUCCACGUGGACGACUACACGGGCAGCGAACUCUCCGUGCACGCGAACUGGGCGAUGCGGGCCGAGCGAGCCAGCGCCAGGGGCGAGGAUCCACGGCGUUUGACCGACGCGAGGCUACGGCUGUCGGACGUGGUCGACAAUCGCUCCCGUGCGGGCCAGGAUCGAUAUAUCGGUCGCUCACAUCUGGUUCUCAACACCUUUGCCGCUGAUCUCAAAGGCCCUACCGGGCGAAUCUACCAAAGCCUGUUGACAUGGGUCAUCAACUUCGCUCAGAUACGUAACUGGCCGAUCUGGGCGCAGUUUCCCGCGAGGCACGUCGGCCCUUUGCAAACAAGACUCCACGCCAUUUUCGACGUACCCCAGAAGAAGUACACAGCUACCCACCAACUCUUUACCAUGCCCAGAGGAACAGAGUCCGGAGGAGACUCACCGGCCGAACUCGACUUUACGGAGCUGGACGAGUUGUUCAUCAUGACCCGUGACGCCAAAAGGGACGACGUCGGCGCCAUGGCCAACAUCUUCAUCAAAUCGUUCAAAGACGACAAGACCGCUCAGCUCCUGUACCCUCGCGACGAAAUCUGGCCCGUGGUCGUUGAGAUGCUGAGGCACUACCUGGACGACGACUACACCCACGUCAUAGUAGCCGAGGACAGAUACACCGACACGACGGUCGGAUGGACGUCGGUCAGCCUCGUGGCCUCGGAUCAAGAGGACCACUUCAAGUUCUGCGAUUCGACCGUCUGGGCCGGUCGCCGGUUGCUACACUUGGGAAGAAGCGAAGGCCCACUGCACGUGGACGAGGUGAGGCGGGCUGGUCUGAUCACGCAACUUAGCAGAAGGAACCGCGAUGGUCAAAAAAGAGAGAUUGAUGGACAACACCUGGUCAUCAACACCUUCGCCAUCCAUCCGGAUGUAUUUGAAGAAGAGAUUCCAGAGAUCGCCUACAAACUGAUGGAUGAUACCAGGGAUCUCGCGAAGGGAGAGGGUCUGCCCCUUUGGGCGCAAUUCCCCCAGAAUUCCCUGGGCAACCUGGAAGAACUCUUCCAAGAAAUUGGCUUCGCCGAAGUGGGUUCCUUCGAGUUGAACCUCACUGGGUACACCAACGAAGAACAUCGGAGGAGGAGGAAUUGGGGGUGGCAGAAGUGGACGCAGUGGGUAUUGGAAAUCGGAAACUGGGAAUGUGGACGACGGUACUAG